Messenger RNA from Maudiozyma barnettii, 2094 nucleotides. RefSeq names its product Art5p (gene ART5). Gene Ontology annotation, biological process: ubiquitin-dependent endocytosis. The transcript has a single exon. The coding region runs from base 1 to 2094 and encodes 697 amino acids. The record is from RefSeq and is a predicted model, not a curated record. Gene Ontology annotation, molecular function: protein-macromolecule adaptor activity; ubiquitin protein ligase binding. Lineage: Eukaryota; Fungi; Ascomycota; Saccharomycetes; Saccharomycetales; Saccharomycetaceae. Gene Ontology annotation, cellular component: cytoplasm; cytosol; plasma membrane.
AUGCAGAUAUUUUCAUUAAACUCUAAGAAGAAGUCCCCGAAAAAGAUAGUUCCAACAACAACAUCAUCAUCUCGACAAAGCGACGAUCUACAAAAUUGCAAUGAUAGUAAUAAUACUACUAAUAAUACAUUGAGCAAUACAAAGAAGGAUCCCAAACCAAUAAUAUCCUAUUAUGAUAUUAGAUUAGAUUCACCAUAUAAGGAUUUAAUCUUAAUUCAAGGUACACCAUUGGAGUCAACGCCAAUAUCUCUCUCGGGGAAAUUAAUAUUCUCUUUAAAUGAAGACACAGAAGUUAAAAGAAUUAGAUUGAGACUAACAGGUAGAUUUAAGUUAGAAUUUUUACAAAUGAGUCGAAAAAAAGGGACAGGUGGAAUGACUAGUAUAGUUAAGGAACAACAGACGUUGAUUGAAUGCGAAUGGGUUAACUUAUUAAGAUCUUCAAAAGGUAAUAUUACUAUUAAUAAUAUUGGUGGAUACGAUAGUAAUUACAACAACGAUCGAUCAAAUGAAACUGUAACAAACACAAAUACUUCUACUGGCAAUAAUAGUGGAGUCAUCACACCAAAUGAAACUGAUAAUCAAACCAAAAAAACCAAUAAAAAAUUUAAAAUAUCUAGUAAACAAGGGAAAAGAAAUGCACAAUUACUAAAAUUACCUGAAGGUGGCUUCUCUGGGACACCAUACAUUGAUUUAAAAGAUGAUAAUACCAAAUAUACUUUUCUAUUACGCAAGGGUAAUUAUGAAUUACCAUUCAUGAUACAAUUACCUAGUGAUAUACCUGAAACAGUGGAAGGUUUACAAAGUAGUAGUAUUUUAUAUUCUAUGGAAGGUGUCAUUGAACGUCGUAAAAAGACUAACCUAAUGAUGUUAAAUGAAACCGAUAAGAAAAAUUUGAAUGCAAUUUUAUCAGCUAGUAGUAGUAUAAUCAGUAGUGGUUAUGAUUCAAGUGUAUUCAAUCAAUCAUUGAAUCUUGGUAGUAAGAUAUUUACAAAAUACAAAUAUCUUAGAGUUCUCAGAACUUUAUCGACGGAUAAUCUUGCUAUGCAAGAAGAAAUGUCUGUUGGCAAUACGUUAACUGAUAAAUUACAAUAUGAAAUUAAAAUCCCAAGUCGUGCUAUUCCAAUUGGUGGUAGAACCCCCAUACAAAUAAAAAUAUUCCCAUUUCAAAAAAAUUAUAUGUUAAACAAGAUUAGUGUAUCAUUAAUACAAAUGUAUUCUAUGAAGGAUUCAGAUAAUCAGAUAUAUGAGGAUGAAGUUGUUAUCAAUAGACAAAGUAUGACAGAAUUUGGUGAUCUUGUUGAAAAUGGAACAAACAGAUUAAUUGAUAAAUUUGAAUUAUUCAGUGAAGUACAAUUACCUGAUGAUCUUAGACGGGUUACUCAAGAUUGUGAUAUUAAGAACGAUUAUAUACACGUUCAUCAUAAAUUGAUAUUUCAUAUAAUAUUAAAACGAACAAUACCUGGAGAAAAUACUCCAAGAAAUUUAGAAAUUAAAGCAAACAUACCUAUAUUAUUAUUUGUUUCACCGCAAUUACCCAUGAAAGGUCGUUUAGUAUUAUUUGAUCAAAUGACAGGAAAAAUACAUUUUAGAGCAGGUAAACUUGUACAACUUUUCCCAUUGAUGAAUAAUAGUAAUAAUAACAAUAAUACUACAAAUCUACACAAUUUACAUAUAGACACUCAACAUGAGAUAAAUUAUAAUUGGGUUGGAGAUCAAUUAGGGUAUAGUCCUAUUCCUAAUAAUAAUAAUAAUAAUAAUAAUCUUGCGCCACCACCAAAUUAUCAAGAAAGAACUAAUGACCAAUUGAUCCAACAUUUAGAAGGAAUUAUACCAACAACAGAUCAAGUAUAUAAUUCUAUGACGAGACCUGGUCUGGCGGCUAAUGACCUUGAUGAUGGCGGCAAUUUCCAGAUUGCGGAUAUUAUUACAUCAGAACAACAACCACAACAACGGCCAUUGGCUCCAAAUAGUAAUAACAACGAGAAUAUUGCACAACGUGAUGCAACCACAGAAAGUUAUGAAGAACCACCGCCACUAUUAGCUAACUGGAGUAAUCAAAGUGAUAACAUUCCAGAAUAUAGUGAAACGCCAUAA